AUGAGUGCAUCUGAUGGUUCCAAUGAACAGCCAGACGAACCCCAAGAACUGAGCUAUGAUCAGCUGGUUGAUAUUAUAGUGAAUGGGAAACCAGUGCCGAACCUCGUAGAGGUGGCUGACCAGGUCCAUGAUGAGUCGCAGUGCUCUGAAUCAAAGUUGUGUCCACGCAAAAAGCCAUGGGAGAGCACAGACGUCCGAGCGCCAAUUACAGAGCAGCCAGUCCCCUUCACCACUCGACCUGCGAGAGAACCUCUGCCUGCAGAUCGUGAGUUUUACUAUUCCAACUAA
Messenger RNA from Eremothecium gossypii ATCC 10895, 288 nucleotides. RefSeq lists its product as uncharacterized. The coding region runs from base 1 to 288 and encodes 95 amino acids. The transcript has a single exon. The record is from RefSeq and is marked provisional. Lineage: Eukaryota; Fungi; Ascomycota; Saccharomycetes; Saccharomycetales; Saccharomycetaceae.